Polyodon spathula (Mississippi paddlefish) is the source of this 2078-nucleotide messenger RNA. RefSeq names its product phosphatidylinositol glycan anchor biosynthesis, class P (gene pigp). The record is from RefSeq and is a predicted model, not a curated record. The transcript is spliced from 5 exons. Lineage: Eukaryota; Metazoa; Chordata; Actinopteri; Acipenseriformes; Polyodontidae. Gene Ontology annotation, biological process: GPI anchor biosynthetic process. Bases 146 to 577 code for a protein of 143 amino acids. Gene Ontology annotation, molecular function: phosphatidylinositol N-acetylglucosaminyltransferase activity.
ACGAGCCACCGUAUUAUGUGCUGGUGGUGAACUGCCUGGUGAACAGGCUCCUUUCACACUGUUGCUCGGAGAUGUAAGGAUUUUGUGAUACCAAAGUAUUUAUUUGUUUAUUUAUUUGUCUUUGGAGGAUACAGCCCACAAGCGAAUGAUGGUCAACUCACCGUCCCCUUUACCAGAAAGAGCCAUCUAUGGAUUCGUCCUGUUCUUGGGUUCUCAGUUUGGAUUCGUUCUUUAUUUGGUGUGGGCGUAUGUUCCAGAACCUUGGCUGCACUCUUUGGGUUUAACAUACUGGCCUCAGAAGUAUUGGGCAGUUGCUUUGCCCAUGUAUUUGCUCGUUGCCCUGACAAUUAGUUUAGUGCUACUGCUAGGCGUCAACAUGAUGAGCACUGCUCCACUUAACUCUGUGGACACUGUCACAGACAGCUAUGCUAAGAGCCAGCAGGCUCAAGAGUCUCAGAAGGGAGGUAUUCCAAGCUUAAAGGAUGUUUCCAUCAGUGAAGUGAAUCGCAUUUUCUUCCUUUCGCCACGCCACCUUAAUCACCAAGUGAAAAGUAACUUGGAAGAAGCUUGGAAAUGAACACUGUCAUUUUCUAAAGGAAUAACUUUGGGGAAAACAGCAGAGGAAGCAUACAAGCAGCAUUUCUACUGAGCACUGAGUUGGGACUGGGGUGCUAGUGCUUAGUUCACCAGGGUGCACACCCUGGUAGAACUUCAUAGAUAUUGCACAUUCUAGCAAUGACCAGGAAUGCUUGUUUUUUAGACAAUAUGGGCCGUAUUCACAAAGCCUUAAGGUCUGUUUUGAAAAAAUCCCUUAAAUAAAAAGUGCUUUGAAAAAUGAGAAUAAACUAUUUUUAUGAACUACAACCCUGAUAAAAAUGCUUACUAUAGCUACAUAUAAAUUGUGUUUCUGGGAUUCUUGUGCAGUUUUAGAUUAAGAUAAGUCUUGUACAAAGUAGGUUUUUUUUUUUUCUUUUUACUGUAUGUCAGUUUGGGGAAUAUGUCUGCUAAUGAUAAAACCUUUGCUGUGAAAUAGUACCAUGCUGUGGACUUGACAUGAAUAAACAUAGACAUGUUUCCAGCCCUGUUUGGUUGAACGUUUACAGUUGGGUUUAAAUCCCUGUUUUGUAUUUGUUUAUUUGAUAAUAGCUACAGUCAAGCGGCAUCAACGGAAUCAUUGAUAAGUCCAAGAUACUUAGGAAUGAAGUUAGCCAGGGUUAAAUACAAAACUGUUUACUCUGAAAGAUAAUGAAGAAUGGUGUGACAUCUCUUGUGACAUCAAAGAGACAACGACGAGUGGAAACUGGGGAAAAUAUAAGACCCUGGUUGUCGGUGUUAGAGGAAAGGGCUUUUGUGUUUACAUAUGUCUAAAAUAAAACUUAGUACUGUUUUUUUUAAAUUAAAUUUUUUAAUCAAUAAAAAUCUCUUCCAUAAAAAGGUUAUCUUUCCUGCUUUGUACUUUUUUCAAUAUUUGACUAGGUUGUGUGUAUGUUAUAUUAUCUCUAAGAACCAUCCAUCAAAUUGGGGUGAAACUUGGUAUUGUCAUUAAUUAGCUUGAGGGUUUCACUGUCACGCCUGGCAUUAGUUAGCAUGGGAGAAUGAACACUAUGUCCUCAUGCAACCCUCUGUAUGCUGUAUAUUGCAUGAUGAAUCCUGUUGGCACCUGGAGUUGCUUGUAAUGGUAUGGUACAUUAGAUAUGUGCCCAUUAAGAGGAUUAUAUUAAAAUGAUACAAACAUAAGCAGUAAGGGACUUGAACCCACUGGGUACAACUUUAUCAAUUAUGCUAUGCUGUCUGUGCUUUCUGCUUGCUGGAAUUGCUAAUAAUAAAUGAGCCCAUAUUUAAUUUCUCUACAAAUAGCACACAUUAGCAAUGUGCAAUAUGUUUGCACUGUGUGGCUGAUUGACAAGAUCUGUGCAUAAGCAAAUAUGCUUUACAUUUAGCAAUUGGAGUUGCCAUGGCGACCUCCUAGAUUUCUGCCAUGUGGUAGCACAAUAGCUUUUCUCUUAUUUGAAUGCACUGUGCAUACUGUGUAAUAGUGGAAUUUAAAAUCCAAUUAAAUUGGUACAAAUUAAACUGGA